CUUAUUUGGAUUACUGCCUCUACUGGGUCGCGUAGUAACAGAUUGCUAAAAGUCAAGGUCGAGGCGAUAUGCACACGAUAACUGAGGGUCGUGAAUCACCGGCUGGGCCAAACACGAAUCCGGACAGCGACCAAGGAGAAGAUGAAUCCAGCCCUCGAGGUUCUCUCCUCGGGGUAGACCACAGUCGAAGACAUCGCACCGCCUUCACCCGAGAGCAACUGUCUCGCCUCGAGCAGGAAUACUGCAAGGAAAGCUACGUUUCUAGGCCCAGGAGAUGUGAACUUGCGGCCACACUGAAUCUCCCAGAGACUACCAUUAAGGUCUGGUUCCAGAACCGGCGCAUGAAGGACAAGAGACAGAGGCACAGCCUGAGCUGGCCCCACCCCCUGGACCCCAGCCUGUGUGCCCUGAUGGUUAGCCAGGCCAGCGCAGCAGCAGGCCUCACCUACCCCGGCCUCCUCCCACACCUCCCCCUGCACCUCUACCCUCACCUGGGCUUGGCCCCCGCCGCCGCCACCCCCCUCACCGCAGCCUACGGCCCACCCUUACGACACCUGGACCCCCUCCACCGUCUCUCCCAGUCUCCUUACCCCAGGCUGGGGGGGCUGCCUCCACCAGCGGCGGCAGCCCUGUACCCCCAUCAUGCCCAUGCCCACACCGCCACCAUGCACCACCCGGCUGCCUGCCCCUGUCCCCACUGCCUGCACUGGGGGGCCGAGCAGCUCCUGAAGGCCAGAGGGGCCACCUCCUUCACUCUGACCCCAGCCAGCAGUCCCAAGGCGGCAGGGGUUGCCAUGGACCACAGGGAGGAGGUGCCCAUGCCAAGAUGAUUGGCUGAGGACACUGGGAGUCUCAUGCAACCAGGGCCGCUGACAGCUUUCACUGGGCCCAGGACAAAGUCAUCUGAAAGGGCCCGUUACCCUAUACAUACAAUGUAAUGGGGAACCAAUUCUGGGCCCCCUAUCUCACUGGGCCCGGGGCAACAUACUCCUUUGUCCCCCCCUGUCUGCGGGCCCGCUUGCAACUAACGUCAGGAAUCCCUUUACUCUUGCAACUGACAGUCCCUUUCUCUCAACUGAAUCUCUUGCAACUGAGUCCCCCUUUUUUUUUGCAACUGACUACUCUCUUGACUCAACCGAGUCUCUUUUCUCUUGCAGCUGAAUUACAAGACACGUCUUCAACACAUUUUAUUGUCAUCAUUAUACCGUUUUUUAGAACAACAAAACUAUGUAGGGAGGCAAGGUCACAGAAGUGACAAGUGACGAUUGGAAAACCAUGAUUCAUUUUGGUGCGUUUAGAACACAGACAUUUCCAUUCCGAUUUUUUUAUAUGCAAAGUGUGCCACACGAAGUGUCUGUCUCUGCUCUGUGUUUUUCUUUUGUCCGCACCGCAGGCUGAGAAUCGAUUACACAAGAAUAACUCCAAUCUUUUUUCAGCAUGGACAUGACUUUUUUAUGGACACAAUGUCUUGUGUACCAGAGGGCCCUUUUUACAGAACUGUAACCUGAAGUUAAAUAAUAGCUGUGCGUGCAAUAGGUUUGAAAUCAUGUGACUGUUUAAUGUUGAAUUGUUAAUAAUGUUGUGUGGCUACAUAUGGUAAAUAUGUAACAUGUGCACACAUACAGUUUGCAUUAAGUGACAGGGUUGCUUUGUGAAAAAUGUGUUGAAAAUCAUUGUGACCAAAUAUGUGAA
Messenger RNA from Engraulis encrasicolus (European anchovy), 1692 nucleotides. RefSeq names its product even-skipped-like1 (gene eve1). Gene Ontology annotation, molecular function: RNA polymerase II cis-regulatory region sequence-specific DNA binding; DNA-binding transcription factor activity, RNA polymerase II-specific. Gene Ontology annotation, cellular component: nucleus. Gene Ontology annotation, biological process: regulation of transcription by RNA polymerase II. The coding region runs from base 69 to 830 and encodes 253 amino acids. The record is from RefSeq and is a predicted model, not a curated record. The transcript is spliced from 3 exons. NCBI's taxonomy places the organism in Eukaryota, Metazoa, Chordata, Actinopteri, Clupeiformes, Engraulidae.